UGAGAUUGUUCCGUCAGUCAGCAGCAGUGUACUCCGGCAGGACGAUUUUGGCAGCGGAUGAAUUUGUUACGUUUAUAUCGGGAAAAAGUGUAGUGAGCUGCUGUCGUGCCUAAACUAUAAACAAAAGGGUUCCUCCGGAAUAAUGAAUUGGUGAUAUUGCUUGUUUUUCUGGUGAAUUAAAAGUUGUACAAAAAAUGAUCUUCGGGUAAUGAUAGAAUUGCGCAAAAAUAUCGAUUUGCAAAGUACGACCGUCUCGCUUGCUCGCGGGAGUCCCGCGUACAAAUACUAUUGUCGGAACGAAAAUGAAUGGCAGCAGCAGUGUGUUUGUUCGUCGCCGCCGUGCAUUGCCGAUGUGUGAUUGUUUUGUCUAGCCAGUUUUCGUGUACGUACAGGGCGCGAUUGAAAGCUCGGUUUGCUUGGGUGGUAGUGUGUUGCUGCUGCUGCUCUCGACGAAACGCAUGCACAGCAGGCAGACAGACGGGCGAUUGAUUGCGACGUGUAGUAGUAUUGCAGAUCCUUGCUGUGUGCGACGAUCGCGCUUAGCAUAAUAUAGCGAAAAUUCUCUUUCGAAAAGGUUCAUCCGUCGGCUCGGUCAGACAUGUUUUGCUAGACAAACGUGAAGGUUCUGUUUUGUGUCGCGCGCGCGAGUGAUACCUAGCAUUCACUGUGGGGGACUGUGUUGUGUGUACAAGAGGAAAGAUACAAAGUUACAACGAAGGGGUGGUGGAACCGGGUGUGUGUGUUGUUCCCUGUUAGUGAAUAUUCACCACGAUGAAGGGACGCGGUCGAGCAGCAGUGGGAGGAACAGUCGUCGUCGCCGGACUCGGAACCGACGGCAAGAAGUGAAUCUUGUUUGCUGCUUCUUAGUUCAGUUGUGAUGCAAAGCAAGCGAGAAAGAAAAAAAAACUCGCGAAUCAAAAAAUAGAUUCUGUGCAGUAAUUUUUUAAUUCGGAGGCAAUUUCGCUGCAAAAAAAAGAAAGAAAAAACAAAAAUGAUUACGACCGUGUGUGUGUCGCAUUGUGCGUUUUAGGUUGCGAAAUUGAUUGACAGUACCUGCAGUGACAACGGUUAAGGUCAGCAUUUGGGGAGUGACCUGCGUUAGGCGAAUGCGUUUUGAUCAGUUUGUGAACCGAAAUCGAAUUGGAAUCGUGGAUUGUCUAUAAGUGAACGCAUCGCAUAGCAUAGCAGUAAUUGAUGUCAGUGAGUGAGGAGACGCAAGACUGACAAAUAUAAAUAAAACGUUGCGUAAGCGCCGUUCUCUCUUUACCCAACCAUACGCCGUGUGUUGCCGAAUUUCGGACUAAAUUUGCAAUUUUUUUCGCCGUGAAGAGACGGCCCCUCCUGGCUCCCCAUUGAAUCGGUCUGGGCCAGGCACACACACACACACGCGAAGUAGACGGCAGAGCGGAAGCAGCAACGGAACGGACGCGCGCGCGGACCCAGAGUGUCGGCUGAGCUGCGUUUGAGCGAGUGAGCAGAAAAGUGGAGAAAGCAAAAAUUGAAGUAAUUUUAGUGCCAAUUAAAAUUAAAAGUUUGCGAGCCACAGGCGUAGUCCCGAAGCAGCAAGGCGAGGAACCGUGUAGAGUGUACCGCUCGCGAAAAAGGGGAAAGAUUCUUGGCACAUGGUUUCCGCUGCCGUUUGCUGCUGCUGGGUAGCCUGCACUUGCGACGACUCUGGGUCCUCUGUCUGGUCGGUGAUAAAUUUUUCGCAAAUGCAUCCUACAAACUAACCGACACCGACAACGACUAGUGAUUUGCAUCGAGUGCAGAGCGCAGUGGUGCAGAUCGACCAAAAAAAGCGACGGAUGACAAAAGCGGUACGUCACGUUCCGAACGAUCGAAUCUCCGUACAGCGUCACGCCACCACCAUCCUCGUCGCCGCCGGGGCAAGUUCGAUGUGCGUCAUGCGACGGAUCCUGUGCCCGCCCGCAUUCGGAAUGUCCUUUGCCGAGUCCUUUCCGAUUGAAGAUGGUGGUGCCAGACUGAGGAGCACCGCCUAGGGAUGCGCAACCCGUGAAGCACCAGGGUGUGGGGUUUUUUUUUCGAUCCGUGUUAAAGGAAGUGUGUGAAUUAGAACGGAACGGCUGAUUCCGAUCGGGGAUCCGAUUGAAAACCAAAAAAAAAAGAAGAAAAAGUAUCACGGUGAGCAUUGGUUAUGUGUCCGAACCUCUGCCAGUGCAAUGUGAUUGAGAAUACCGAAUUAUGGGUGAGAGAGGAAGAAGAAUCCUCCAGUGACAAGUGUUUUACGCAUCCGGAAGAAGAAAAAAAAAUGACGGGGUUCUGACGGACCCGAAAAUAGCCGCCGUGUUUUGUUCUAUAGGAAUGUUUGCGCAAAUGAAACGCCAUCAUCGUGGUUCGUGGUUUCUCUGUUUGCCAUAGAAUCAGUGGAAGAAAGUGCUGUAGAAAUUAUGGAAAUGUGUGAUUAGUGGAAGCAAAGAAUAAUACCAUCAAUAGGAAAGCGGUUCAGUGUGUGCUUGUGCUAGAAGAAGAUUAAGUAUCGAUUCAAUAAAAGAAGAAGAUUGUUAUUUUAAUCAAUCAAACCCGCUGCAGUUUCGCACCGGGAGUUAUUGAAUUUCAAGGAAAGAAAAAAAAACGCAGCCAAGAUGACCGAGUACGUGCCGCCCCAGCUGAUUACCGUUCUGAAAACCUACCAAGACAAUGCCCCCAAGGGUUUGCACGGCCCCGGUCUGUCGCUGGUGCAUCCCAGUAAGAGUGGAACCGUCGGUAGCAGACCGAUGGAACGACCGGAAACACCGGAACAUCCGGAUGAACCCGGCGGUUGUUUGAUUGUGCAGCCCAUCACCGGUCCACUGCCGAUGCCGCCACAUCCAAUCAUGACCACCCCGGAUCCGGACUGUGGUGUCGUACAGCUCACAAUGCUCGAAGGCAAAAAGAUCGGCUGUUUUCUGCUGGGCGGCGAAAUGCGUCUCUGUUUGCCCCAGAUAUUCAACAACAUACUGAUGGACUUCUCCGUCGAACAGAUCAAUCGGAGCAUCCAGGAGCUGAUGAUCUACCUGUACAACUGCACCGAUCAGCAACUGAAGGAGUUCAAACGAGUGAACAUCAUUCCGGAAACGGUGCCAUCCUGCGGUCUGAUAACACGCACCAACGCCGAGCGGCUGUGCAGCUACAUGCUGCACCAGGCGGACGUGGCUCGGAGCUGCAAGGGUGCCACCUCCUUCCGGGUGUACCAUCGGUGUUUCGGCAAGUGCGAGGGCAUCUUCACGGCCGAACUGUACUCGUUCGAAGAGCCGGCCUGCAUCGAGUGUUGCGAGUGCAAGGGGAUGUUCUCACCGCAGAAGUUCGUCUGCCAUCAGCACGAUCGGCACGAGAACCGUACCUGUCACUGGGGCUUCAAUUCGAGCAACUGGCGCGCCUACAUCCACGUGGCGCUGAACGAGGAUAACCGGGACGCCUACAUGAAACUGCUCGAGGAUAUUUGGAACCGGGAACGGGAGACGGAGAUGGGACUGGAGUUGGAGAGGGAGUUUUGGGCUGCUAAAAGAAAGGCCAUCGACGAUGCCACCGCCCUGGUGACGAUUAAGACGGAACCGAUGAGUGACAUUCCACUGAAGAAACAAAAGCUAAUCAACGAAGCCACCCUGUACCAGUGUAGUCGGCAGCCUAGUUCAGCAUUUCGUCCAUGGGCGCAGAAAGCACAAAAGUACGCACAACAGCAGCUUCUGCUGCAGCAUAUUACGUACAAUGGGAAUGGCCUCAUCAACGGAGUGGUAGCCGGAGCCGUCUCUCCCGGGGGACUGCUUGGUCUCAGUCAAGAACCACCGCUUCUUCAGAACCCGGAAAGCGUCGUACGACUGUCGGAGAGCGAUAAGUUCGAGAGAAGUUUCCAGCCAAAUGUGGCGCUUGCCCCACGAAAGACAAUUCUGUGUAAAGAGCGAGAAAGGGAACGGGAACGGGAACGCGAACGGGAGCGAGACAGGUUACCAGAGAAGGAACGGUCGGUGAUUCAGUGCGAUGUACAAAUUAAGCAGGAGUGUCCACCGACGCCGCCGGCUGAGGUGAUACGAUCGGUGAUAAAGUGCGACGUCAAAAUCAAACAGGAACGACCACCGACACCAUUGCCACCGGAGCUGUCGCCUGGUCCAAGAGUACCUUCUCCGCAGUCACCUCCACUCCCUCCAGCAGGCCCUGCACUUCUCGGUGGCUCGAUAAAAGUCGUCCCGAUGCCAUAUAGUCCGACUGCAGAUGUGUUGCAUUCCGGAUCAAACGAAAUAACCUCAUCCACUUCACCUGUACCUCCUCCGGUCAACAUGACCACCAUGAACGGUUGCAUCUCAGAAAAACCAAAGCUGAUGGUCAAAGAACAGAUCAGUCCACCGUCGCCUCGUCGAACACCGGGACUGAUGAACGAGGAAAUGCAUCAUCAUCGAUCUCAUCAAUCGUCGGCCGUAAUUCUAACGAACGGUGGUGGUCCGGUCGCAAUACCCGGGCCGCCUAUUGUGGGUAAUCCGGAAUUUGAGCUGUCUACGGACACGGACGACGACAGUUUAGCAGGUGAACCGGAUAGUAGUAACAACUCGAUGGCUCCUCUGGAAAUAAUAGGAGAAGUUAUGAAAGACGUGGCACACGAAACCCGAGAGCAAAUACUGAACAUUUUCAAACUACUGAUACAAGAAACCGCACAAAUCAGAAACGAACAGCUACGGCUGAUAGCAGAGCACAAGCAGAAAGAUGACUUACUGACAGAACUCCAGCGCGACAGGGACAGUUUGCAACAGCAAAUACAGCAUCUUCAGCAGCAGUUGAACCGGUCGCUUAUAAAAAUUGCCACUUCGGAGGCUAACGCCAUCCAGAUGCAAAAGCAGCACCAGCAAGAACUAGCCAACGUCAGUGCUACUGCUAACAGCAGCUCUUCCCACUCAUCCACUUCACUAUCACCUCUCUCGUUAGCUACCAACGGCAGCAACAGCCAAAUCGUGAUCGAAAAGAUCGAACGGCGGAACAGUUUUCCGCAGAAGUCGGACGUGAUCAUGAAGCCGCUGAAAAAAUGUCUUCGUCGCAGUCCGGAGGAUUCGGUACUUAUGCUGCAGUCUCAACCACCGCCUCCUCCUCCUCCUCCACUUCCACCGCCACUGUCGAUUCCCGUUAGUCUGUCAAUUACCCCCACCAGUUUGCGGAAACCAGAACCGACCGGUGAAGAUGACGACAAACUCUCAGCGCACAACCAGCCGCAUCCAGUGGGGACCUCCAUUCCGAUCAACAAUGGUGGAGUAAUAGCAUCACCGUUGCCUCGACCGCCAUCCAGGCCACCAUCAACAGCUUCGACGGCAUCGAACGGGUCUACAAAUUCGCCAUCGACGGCUGGACUGGAGAACGGCACCGGCGCAACGUCGGUUAGCUCGGCCAGCAAGGAAACCAUCAAAAGUGCUAAUAACUGAUAGUUGAUCAUUUACCUUUGCUAGAAAAGGGAUAUGUUACGUCGAGAUUGAGAGCUUCGCCUUGGCUAGGAUAGGACAUGCUCUCUUCAUUUAGUGAUUCACUUCCCGGAUGGUGUCCCAGACAACAGAACGUACCAAAGCCAUCCUUAAACCAGUUGGAUCCGUACUCAUUUAAUUUUUAUUAUUUUUUUUAUAGGUGUCAUCUUAAUGGCACAACGUGCAUUGAAAAGUAGAACUUUUAAGCUUCAUUGUCGAUAUUUUCCCCACCAAAUAAUUUGGCUUCAUUUAUUUAUAGUCGCCGUUACAAGACGUAUGCUAACUAGGAUUAGAACACUAUCGUAUAAGUCAACAAGCAAACAAAAACAGCAACUGAUACAAAAUUUCACGGGCAAAACGCAUGAUAGUAGUUAAAACGAGUCGUAUUCACUACGUCAGUAAUCGUAAUUGUUCGUUAAGAGAAAAGAAAUCACAAACAAAACAAAAAAACGUGUAAGAGAGAGUCGAAUCUUGUGAUUUUGAAACGAAUCUAACUGACGAAGUAAAAACAUAAUAAAAAAGGCGAAAAGAGUACUAAUGAAUUAUUCUUAACCACUAAGUGGUUUUCAAAGUCUUACGUAGUGACUUGUAAAAAUGUGUAAUAAAUUUCAUGUGUGGAUUCACAUUGAGAAGGUCAAUCAGAGUGGAUUCGUAUUAGGGCUAGUGCUGCUAAUCUGACGAAAUCAUUGUGGUAGAAUCUAGAUUCAAGCUAACAGCACAUUUGUAAUGCAUCAUGCGAGAAAACGAAAUUCUGCACAUUGGUUUAUGGUUUUGAAUCGAACUUAACAUUUCCAAAGUGUUCCGUUUAAAAAUAAUUCGUAUCAUCUUAAGCCAGCUAUUUCUCAAUGGUUGUCUUUAUUUGCAAUGUAUUCCCAAAAAUUCCUCGUUUUUUCUGGUGCAUUAGGCUCAAAGUAGCACAUCCAGUUCAUUACAAAUUGUUGUUCAGUUUGAAUCUUCUCAAUUAUUCUACACAAAUAGCUUUGUAAAAAAUAUUGUAAAAGAACUCACUUUCUCAAGAAGUUUUAUAUUCGUUCAAACUAAAGUUUUCGUUCUAGUGGUCAGUUAAAAAACACUUACUCAUACACUGGUAACUAUAAAUCUACAGUCUGUAUAAGAGCUAAGUACACUACCCUUAUCUAGUAUAAGUUAUUCAAGCACCUACAGUCUGCACUUUUCUGUUGUUUUUUUUUAACAGAAAACUGUAAAAAUGAACUUCGUUUCCUUAAUCAUUUGCCACAAGAAUGGCAUUCAAAAUGCCUCUAAGUUAGACACACAAAAAAAACGAAACAAAACAAAUCGAAAAUCAUUAAACCGCAAUCGCUUUUUGAAUAAACAAAAAGUGCUCUACUGAAGAGUUUGGUUUUAAAAAUCAAACCACCAACUCCUUGUUUAGAGAGAAAAAAAACAUAGCACUGCUAUUAUGUAUGAACACAUGAAAUUAGCUUUUGUCGACAAGCUUUUGAAAGCAUCGCCAUCACCUCAUCCUCAUCCGUUCGGUGCAAAGUCCGAGCGAGUAACCAUUUCGCCAAAUGAAAUCUUUUGUUUCGGCCACAACAUAUGGUAUGAAGAAAUUUUUAUUUAUUUAUUUAUCCUUUCGGUUUAGAAGAAAAUCUAUAUUUUUCGGUAUUAAUUUAAUAUGAUUAUGGACAACAAAAGCACAUCUAAAUAACGCCUACUUUGUGAUCAUCACCUUGUUUUCAAAUUAUAAAUUCAUAGAUAAUGAAACACAAUUCUACCUUGCUAGUCUAGCUGCCUAGUUUCCUGUUCGUAGUUGAAAACCUUAAACAUUGUUUCUCUGUUUCUCCAGCUAAAAUAAAAAAAUCACAAACUAUUUCUCCCAGAAUUAGAGAUCCAAAUUAUGAAACUAAUAAAUUUAUAUCAAUUCGGGCCCCAGCUUCGAUUCAGAUUGUUAAACGCAACGUUAAUCCUGCAAACGCUUUCGAACUACUAAUGCGGUUGGUUGUUUAAGACUCUUCUUUUAAAAAAUUGAUAUUUAUCGAUUUGAAAUCUAUAAACUGCCUAAACAAGAGAAAUAAGACAAACAUACACAGAAGCAAAUGCGUUCUCCUUAACAUUGUCUUCGAUGUAGAGAUAAUUAUAGGUAAACCUAGAAAAAGCAUCCAGGAAUGCAACUCUGUAAUUUCCUACCGUAACUCGUUAUUGUAACUUACAAAGUGCAAAACAUCACUUUAAGAAAGGAUCGAACGGAGAACCAAACGUUGUACCGUCUAAGAAAUGUAAUGAUUAUUCUCUUGGCAGCUCGCAGGUUUAGCGUAAAUAUUUAGGCCAAAUUCUCACCUGAAGGAGAGAGAAAAAAUGUUACUAAUAUGUUGGAGCAUUUUUUGUGUUGAGUUGGACAAACGUAUUAAACUGCUAGUAUUUACUGGGGUGUAAUUCACGAUCGAUCGGUGGGAGGUACUAUCCUUUAUUGAGAAGACAUUAAUAAAAACGGAACGAGAUCAAUGUCGAAUGGUUUGUGGGGAAAUUCGCCCAGCAACACUAAAGAAACCAUAAAAAAAAAACUAGUUGUAAUCGUAAAAGCAAUCGAUUUUUGGUUUAGCAUAACAUGCCAUUAGAUAAGCAACAAAUUGGUUGACAAUAAGGAGGACAAACUUAUAUAACUUUAUCGAAAAGCAUUUCUCUCGAGAAGUCAGAUAAAUUGACGUUAUAUUGAUUAAUUUGAAAAUCACUACAGACUAAAUGGAUACUCUGAUGGAUCGUGUUUUUGUUUUUACCAAUAACAGCAAAAUCAAACGGUAAUCCAAAAGAACAAUUCUAUUUAGUACAGAAUUAUAGAUUUGUGAACUACUAGCAAUGAGCCGAAUGAAAUAGAUAUCUGUUGGGGACGGGUAUAGCGUGAUGGGAUAGUCGAUGCCUUUCACGCAGCCCGCCUGGGUUCGAUUCCCAACCCCGCACAUAGGGUCAGAAAGAUUUUCUGGUCCGAAGAGGUGAAUGACCUAAGAUGUAAAAGCCUCUAUAAUUGAAACAAAAAAAAAAGAUAUCUGUUCUGUAACCCGUCCCAAAUCAAUUUCUUUAUUUUUGAGUAUACAUCUUAUUAUUGAACACAUAUAGAUAAGAUAAGAUCUGAACGGCUCAUUAAGAGUAGCAUCCAAAAUAUAGGUUAUGCCAUCACAAUUUCAAUUUUGUUAUACGUCGGAAAUAAGGAGCUCUUUGUUAUCACCUGCUCAAUUGUUCACCGUUAUUUUCGUUCCGGAACGAUAAUAAUUGUUCUUGCCUAUUACAGAAAUUUUUCAACUACCGCGUUCGGAACUCUUCUCACAUGAUUUAUAGAAGUGUGAAACACGCAAUUUUCUUAUGUCGUUUAAAUUACAUGUAAAU
Messenger RNA from Malaya genurostris, 8774 nucleotides. RefSeq lists its product as uncharacterized. The coding region runs from base 2604 to 5399 and encodes 931 amino acids. Gene Ontology annotation, cellular component: nucleus. NCBI's taxonomy places the organism in Eukaryota, Metazoa, Arthropoda, Insecta, Diptera, Culicidae. The transcript has 2 exons. The record is from RefSeq and is a predicted model, not a curated record. Gene Ontology annotation, molecular function: DNA-binding transcription factor activity, RNA polymerase II-specific; RNA polymerase II cis-regulatory region sequence-specific DNA binding; SMAD binding. Gene Ontology annotation, biological process: negative regulation of BMP signaling pathway.